Alosa sapidissima (American shad) is the source of this 2150-nucleotide messenger RNA. RefSeq names its product retinal homeobox protein Rx1-like. The record is from RefSeq and is a predicted model, not a curated record. The transcript is spliced from 4 exons. Lineage: Eukaryota; Metazoa; Chordata; Actinopteri; Clupeiformes; Clupeidae. Gene Ontology annotation, molecular function: RNA polymerase II cis-regulatory region sequence-specific DNA binding; DNA-binding transcription factor activity, RNA polymerase II-specific. Gene Ontology annotation, biological process: positive regulation of transcription by RNA polymerase II. The coding region runs from base 236 to 1264 and encodes 342 amino acids.
UCUUAGUUUUUGUUGACCUUUUUGUCAUUCCUUGUUGGACACAGACCAAGUGAAUCACUGAAGAUAACACUUGAAGGAGAAACAGGUCUGCAGUUGGAGCUGUGGGGUGGAGUUAAAUUUUUGGUCAAUUCUUUUUUUUUCUUGGCCACUUGUGAUACUUGUGAAGACAGCCCACUCUCUCAGCUUCCUUCCUGUCUCACUGCCGAGCAGUGGUUCUCGGGCGCCGAGAGCUCGGAUGCAUCUCUCACUGGACGCCACACCGACCAUGGUGGAUGGUGACUGCCUUGCAUCAGACAACUACCACGACCUAAAGGGCGGCAGCUCCAGUGUGGGAGGCCGAGUACACAGCAUUGACGUCAUCCUGGGCUUCAGUAAAGACCAGGACCCCCUGCUCAACCCAGUCGGCACUGGUGGUGUCCAAAAAAUUGAUAUGCUGCAGGGCAAGCAGGGCCCCACUGAACUGUACGGCCACCUGCCAGGGAUCACAGAGGCCCAGCCACAGACAGAAUAUCAGGAUCCAGGACUCUUCUCAAGCAAUGCAAGUAAUGACAGUAACAGUAAGUGCGAUGCGGAGCUGUGCGACCUCCAGAAAGGCAUGGACACUGAUAGCAGGUCCCCCGAGCCCCACGAGGAGGACAUGCCCAAGAAGAAGCACCGCCGCAACCGCACCACCUUCACCACCUACCAGCUCCACGAACUGGAGCGUGCCUUCGAGAAGUCCCACUACCCCGAUGUGUACAGCCGUGAAGAGCUCGCCAUGAAGGUCAACCUGCCUGAAGUCCGGGUUCAGGUCUGGUUCCAGAACCGGCGUGCAAAAUGGCGGCGCCAGGAGAAGAUGGACACCAGCACGAUGAAGCUGCACGACUCGCCCAUGCUCUCCUUCAACCGGCCGCCCAUGCCCACCAAUGUGGGGCCUAUGACCAACUCCCUGCCCCUGGACCCAUGGCUGGCCUCCCCCCUGGCCAGCACCACGCCCAUGCACAGCAUCCCCGGCUUCAUGGGCCCCACGCAGAGCCUCCAGCCUGGGUACGCCCCGCACCCUGGCUACCUCAACACCUCCCCGGGCAUGGUGCAGACCAUGCAGACCAUGCAGACUAUGCAGACCAUGCAGACUAUGCCGCCUCCACCCUACCAGUGUCCUCCAGCCUUCAAUGACAAGUAUCCUCUGGAGGACGUAGACCAGCGCCAUUCCAGCAUCGCUGCACUCAGGAUGAAGGCCAAGGAGCACAUCCAGUCCAUGGACAAAACCUGGCCGCACAUGUGACUAGAGGAUUGGACAUCUGGGAGAAUGUAAUGCACGGAGAGAGCAGCUUCUAUGCAGCAGUUCAGUCCAACAGCACUGGAUUGUUCUCUGACAUUCUAGAAGAAUGGAACUGUGUUGGACUUUGUGUGUUUGUUUGUCUUUUUAUCCUUUUACAUUUUUUUGCAAAGACUUUUACAAGAAAAGUCCCUUCAGACUUUUGUAAAGUUUUCUCAGUUUGAUGACCAAAGCGACCUUCGAGAUGAGGUGUUGGUAGAACUGCUUGUGCACAUGAGGGGCUGCAAUGGCACUGUGUGACAGAGUCUAAUAAGCUGCUAUUUUGAUUGGUGUAUCACAACAAAGAGGAAUUAUGACAUCAGUGUUUCAUGGAACAGUGAGCCCCCCUCCCCCCAUCUUGAACUUCAUCAAUAACAACAGCACCACUGUCAAACCUGGAUGGUUUCAAUGUUGCCCACACUAACCUGUUCUCUGCUUGUCUGAGGGUAGGUUAGUGGACAAGCCCAAGUCAAAAUAAAUGGACUUUCUAAACCACAUUCACAAUAAGUGGUAAAGUUUUAAAGUUUAAACUCACAUGCACACAUGUAACAGGUAAAGGAAUUAUUCAAUCAAUCAAUCAAUCAGUCUAGGGUUUGUUCCUCGAAAGCAUUCGGUUAGUUGACUUAGGCUCAGUUCUUGAUCUGUUUAGGUUUAGACAUCAGCUCAGUCUUCUCCUUUUGAGAAAAGGAAACGCUAGGCCUUGCAAUCUGUCACUCAUUAACCAAUUUGUGAAGACAUGGAGCUCUAGGUGUCUCCCUAACAGCUUUUAGUUGGUAGUCUUUAUGCCUACACCUAACAGACGUCACACUCAGUAAACACACCUGCACGCCCAAUAGACUUCUUAUAAGAAGUU